AUGAAGAAAAAGUUUGAAGGCAAUGCAAGGGUCAAGAGGUCUCAUCUACAAGCUCUUCGUAGAGACUUUGAAAUUCUUGAGAUGAAGUCUUGUGAAGAAGUGACAGAAUACUUCUCCAGAGUCAUGACGGUGGCAAAUAAGAUGCGGAUUUAUGGAGAAGAUAUGCAAGAUGUGAAAGUGGUCGAAAAAAUUCUACGCUCUUUAACAGAAAAGUUUAACUAUAUCGUUUGUUCUAUUGAAAAGUCAAAGGAUAUUGAUACUCUCACUAUUUAUGAGUUGCAAAGUUCUUUGAUAGUCAUGAACAAAAGUUUUCAGCGACGAAGCAGAGAGGAGCAAGCCUUGAAGGUGACGAAUGAUGAAGGAGAGGUCGAGGUCGAGGCAGCUACAGAGGAAGAGGGAAGAGGAAGAGGAAGGGGUCGAGCAAAUUUCAACAAAGCAAAUGUGCAGUGUUACCGAUGCAAAAAACUUGAGCAUUACCAUAUGAGUGUCCUGAAAAUAAAGAAGCAAACUAUGCCGAAAUUGAUGAAGAGAAGAAAUGCUUCUAAUGUCCUAUGA
This is a messenger RNA of Benincasa hispida (wax gourd), 555 nucleotides long. NCBI's taxonomy places the organism in Eukaryota, Viridiplantae, Streptophyta, Magnoliopsida, Cucurbitales, Cucurbitaceae. The record is from RefSeq and is a predicted model, not a curated record.